CUCUCCCCCCCCCGCCCCCCCCCAGUGUCGGCUUCUGGGGCUGCGCCAGGGGCAGGCCUGAGCAGGGCGUGUGGGAGAGGGAUUGUGUGUCACCCCCCCACCUGCUGCGGGGGGCCCAGCUGUCCUUUCCAUCUCUGCAGGCCCCACACUGAGGUCACUGCCCAAAGUGGGAGUGAGGCAGGCUUGACCUUUGGCCCCCGGCUCCUGGGAUUCUUCUCAAACGAAGGGCCGGUGGCGUGGGUGUGGCUGCCUGCUCUUAGCCCCAGGUUCAGUCAGCCUGAGCAGCCCGCUGCUGGGGAACAGCGCAAGGAGCUGCCUCCGGUCGUCGGUCGUUGGGAAACACAAAAGGUUGGGAGCGGAGACAGGCCCAAGCGCCAGUAAUGAGAGAGUGGCCCGUGGAGGAUCCUCAGUUGACAAGGGAGCAUGCUGCAGGGCUUCUUGGUGUAGAGAGAAGAGCUGGAGAGAUGGCGGGAGGAGAUUGCAGGUCCUGGAGCUGCCGCCAGCUUCUACUCCGACCAGCUGUUGCUAUCCUGAUGUCAGCCGCUUUCCUGCAUGUGGCCAGCGCUCAGAACCGGCCUGGCAAGCUUUGGAAAGAAGCACCCGUCCACACUGACUUCUUGUCCCAUUUGGGUCAGGCCAUGAAGGAGACCCUGGAGGAGAUGAUUGGGCAAGAGGCUGUUCAGAUGGUGGCUGAGACCAUCUCUGCCAUGUUCUGGAUUGUCUCCAAUGGCAUCUCCGCAGGGCUGAUCAUGCUAUCUGAGAUCAUGGGACAGAUCCUUAGUGCUUGUGGCAUGAAUGGGGACCAUGUGAUGCAGACCUUGAAGCUAGACCCUGCCCAUGUGCAGACUCUGCUGCUGUGGGGCCUGGCUGCGCUGUUUGGCUAUUGGCUACUGUCGCUGGUGCUGGGCCUGGUGCUGAACAUCCUGGGCCACAUCAUGACAGGAGUGAAGGUGGCCUUCUUCCUGGUCUGCUUCAUCUUCAUCAUUUCCUCUGUGCCCAACCCCUCCUUGCAGGCCCUGCUGCUGCUGGCCCUGCUUACUGUCUAUGCCCUGCUGGGGCACCUGACUAGGACUCAGCAUUCUGGGACACAGUUAGAAGCCAAGGUGCGCAGCCUGGAGCAGCAGGUGGAUGAGCUGCGGCACCACCAGAGGCGGGUGUCCCCCAGGGACCGGGAGCAGGAGGAUUGAGGGGCUGGGAGGGACGGCCUUUUCCCAUCAUGCUAUACCAAAAACUGACUCAAGUAGCACCACUGCCUUCAUGCUGCCCCUGCUCUUCCCCUCCCCUUUGUACACACUGCCAACCCCAGCCACCCCAUAGACUUCCAGAGUCUCUCCCUUGUGUGUAGGCUCCCAGGCCCCACCUGCCCAAUGCAUUCAUUCUCCCGAGCCCCUUCUCUUUGUGUACACCCAUUUCACCCCACCCAUUCCCUCCUAGAAUCUCUCAAGCCUUUCUCCUCAUUGCCCCUGGCACUUGCAGCUGCCUCCCUCCUCUAAGGAAGACCAGAGCCCAGUGGAAACUCACUAGAAGGGAAAUGAGCCCCUGGGAGAGGAUAUAGCUCCCUGGCCUUCCCUCUUCCUGAAAGAACAGGGGCUGGACAAUCCCACAACCAUUUCCUGUAGCAUCACUGCUCUGGGGCUAAAAUUUUAGGGUUCAUGGGGGCAGGUCCUUUGUGGGGGGGGCGGGCAGUUCCAGUCACUAAAAUGCUGAACUUCCUAUUUCCCUGAUGCCUUCCUCAUCCCCUUUCCCAGCAUCAUCUGAGUUUUUCCCAACCCCUCUUCUCUCCCUCUGCCCCUUCUCCCUGUCAUCAUCAUGGCUCCUGCCCCCAUGUCAUGCCAGACCCUCAGCCUCAUUAAGGUGGCAGAGUCCUUAGGGCUCAGUUCACUGCAGUUCUCUACCCUUUACUUUCCCAGUAGCUUCUACUGGCAUCAGGGGCUGCUCAGGGCUCUUCCUGGGGCUGGACAUGAAGGGCAGGGGCACAGUAUUAACCGGGAGUGGGGCGGGAAAUCUCUGUUCAAAGAGGAUGUGUCAAGGGACAGGAUAGAGUCAUCCUCCUUCCCCAGUAUCUUAAUUUGAGCCAACAGUGCCUUUCUAUGUUGUUUGUCCAAGACUGGUGUCUCAGGUGUGAAAUACAGACCUGUGUGAAUGUGGAGGUGUUUGCAUACCAUUUUUAAGGCCUUCCCUCCAACUAUCGGCCAAGCCAAAGAUACUCUGCAAAGCAAGGAGGUGCAGUUUAAACCCUGGAUCUGAUGAGCAAGGAGGGAAAAGAGCAGUGUGGCUGGCACACAUGCCAUGUUGUAGGGGACUUUUAUCUUCCUCUGUCCUAUAGCCUAGAGUAGAUGGAUGCAGCUCAGCAGAGACAAGAAGUACAGGACAAUAGCCUACUGGGGUAGGGGGACUGACAGGAGGGGCCUGCUCCUUCUCCAUGCUCCCUCAGUGAGACUGGCCAGAGGCUGGGGAGUAGGGGCUCUUGGGCUUGCGGGGAGUUGCCACACCAUCUUUUUUAAAUUAGAAUUUUUAACCAACCAAUUAUUGCCUGUUUCCAAAUAAAGUCUAUUUUAAUCACAGCGUGCCUGGCUCUGGUG
Molecule: messenger RNA, 2582 nt
Organism: Alligator sinensis (Chinese alligator)
Lineage: Eukaryota; Metazoa; Chordata; Crocodylia; Alligatoridae
Gene: TMEM109
Product: transmembrane protein 109
Exons: 4
Coding region: 381-1187 (268 amino acids)
Biological process (GO): intrinsic apoptotic signaling pathway in response to DNA damage by p53 class mediator; cellular response to gamma radiation
Source: RefSeq, a predicted model, not a curated record